Poeciliopsis prolifica (blackstripe livebearer) is the source of this 2134-nucleotide messenger RNA. RefSeq names its product ALK and LTK ligand 2-like. Gene Ontology annotation, molecular function: receptor signaling protein tyrosine kinase activator activity; receptor tyrosine kinase binding. Bases 810 to 1283 code for a protein of 157 amino acids. The transcript is spliced from 6 exons. Gene Ontology annotation, biological process: positive regulation of ERK5 cascade; positive regulation of ERK1 and ERK2 cascade. The record is from RefSeq and is a predicted model, not a curated record. NCBI's taxonomy places the organism in Eukaryota, Metazoa, Chordata, Actinopteri, Cyprinodontiformes, Poeciliidae.
CAAAACAAAACAAUCAAUUUUCAAAGAAUUGCCCCUAAAAGGUGCAUAAUUGGGUUUGAAUUUUCCAUGAUGGAUGUAAAGCGCGCAAUGGCUCUAAAUGAGGUUAUGAGGAUCCUAGGAAGCAUGUGGCAGCAUUUCCACUAACAUGCGCUGCAUCUGCGCUGCACGCCGGGCUGAUUGGAAAUUUCAGUGGAAGUAUUAGUGGAAGACGGACGCUUCCUGUAACCGCGUAUAUCGCACAGAUAAAUGGAGUAACGGAAAGGAGGAGAGGGAGGGGGGCCUCAGUAAACUUGACACGGUAUUCAAGGGAUGAUCGGACAACUCGUGUUAACUCUCCUCUUCAGGUAUCGUUUCCUAUAAUUACCACAUAAAUUUGUGGAGUAGUCCACAGGGGACAGUCCUCCCCCCACCCCGCCGUCGGGGAGAUAGAAUAAAAAGCGACUGGACGCACAAGAGGGGGCAAAUUUGGAACUUGGAGCGCCACACGGGAUAAUAUCAGCUGCUUCUUCUUUGGAGGGAUGAUCAUCAACCAUCGGCGACCACACAAAUGACUUCCGUAGCUUUAACUCCACGCAAACAGGAACCGACUUUUUUAAAAAAGUGAACACUUACCGGGAUCCGGACGGGAACGCAACAGAGAGGGGGAGAAAAGUUACGCACAUGUGCAUGGUUUUGGCAGGACGCACCGGACGCAGUCAGAGCGUAAGAGAACUUUGAAAAGGUCCCCAAAAAGAAGAGAGUUUAUUUUUUAUUUUAUUUUUUUUUUCCUCCUUGAGUCCACUUUCCACUUUCCUCACUACACUGGAGCUAUGAGCGCACCGCGCAAACCCGUCGUUGUGGGACUGCUGCUAUUGAUGUGCGCUCUGACCGAGCACUGUGGAGAGAGCGCGCCCACCGCGGCGGCCGGCGGGGACGCGCCGCGGAGUUCGAGGCGGAUGGUGGAGAUCAUGAAGCACGUGGAGAAUAACCGGGGUCGACACGCAGCGAGAACGGAAGCGCCGCUGACGCCGCGGGCGGCGGGCAGCGCGUCGGUAGAGAGGAGGGACUUUCGCGGCAAGACGGACAAAGGGAACCAGGCUCUGGUUUUAACCCCCACAGAUUAUAAAAUGAAAGAGAGAAUAAUUCAAUAUUUCACAGGUCCACUUGUGUUCAGCUACCAGUGCAGGAAGAACGCGUACAGACUUUACCAUCACACCAGAGACUGCACGAUACCUGCAUACUUCAAAAGAUGUGCGCGACUUCUCACACGGCUUGCAGGCAGCCCGCAGUGCACAGUGGGGUAGCGCGUGCAUACUCAAAAGGUUGAAGUCAAACAUGUGUACUUCAGAAGAAAAGAUACAAAACAAGAUAUAUUGGUGAAAAAGUGCCUUGGACAGUGAGAGGGAAGCCUAAAUCUGACCGCCCUGUCUGACUUUAGGCAACAGCGUUUUGCUUCAACCGCAUCCCUUCUGCUGAGGUGAAAAUUGCAGCUAACUUUGGCUGGGCCUCAACGGUUAGCUGUCGUUACACGGGAGCAUUGAGGCAAGGAAAACAGAGAGCAGGUGAAGAGUGAAGAGAGGAGGAGCUGGCAAAGAUAAGCAAAAUGGGCGCUUUUCUUCCACUGCACUGGAAUUCAAAAGGAUGUUGCUUAAACAAAUAAGAAACAAGAAUCACUGUCCUUUUGAGACAUUUGCCCUUGUUGAGUGUUUUAGGUUGACAUUGGCCCUUCGACUGCACUAUCACCAUCUAAAAACAGAAGUUUUCGCUGACCCCCAGCUAGUGACAGCGUCGUCACCCACUUGUGCUCAGAAUGAACUGUCAUUAAAUUAUUGCAAGAACAUGUUUCUGCAAAACACAAGUGGUGGCUUUAAGCCACAGCCAACCUGUGGAUAGACUAACCCUGGGUACCAUGUGGUAACGACCAUGUUUAUGUAUUUUACUCGUCAAAUGGCUUAGCGGUACAUAAAUCAUAGGUCAUGAUCUGUCCGACCAGGAGGGUAAUGUAUAUAACGGUAAACACAACCAUAGAAAGAAUCCACCAUUAAAGUACGUGGCUGGCCUUUAGCAAAAAGGUGUUACAUAUGUAAAAGUGUAUAUCUAUAUAUAUUUAAAAAUGAGAUAUAUUUAAAUAAAUUAUGAGGUUGUUACAAAAUAA